AUGUCGAAGUUUCCAAAUACCACAUCGCUCGUCAUUGGCUCCGAGACCGACGUUUCUACUUAUCCCACCAAUCCGAAUGCUACGCUGCAAGAGUCCGAUUUUGCCGGUCGGAACAUCACUCCAAUCGAUUUUUCCAAGUCUUCACUGGAAAUCAAUGACCUGCGAGCAGUCGAUUAUUUUGGCGACGGCAGCUUCUAUUUGCUGGACACUCCGGGUCAUAUCGCGGGGCAUCUAACUGGCCUAGCCCGCGUCACAGCCAACCCGUCUACUUUCAUCCUGCUUGCUGGAGACACUUUCCACCACGUCGGCGAAGCCCGCCCCCGCCCGGCACUACAGGCGAAUUUCCCAUGCCCCGCCCACAUCGUAGAGUCAAGCCGCGGACAUGUCUCCACCGACUACUUCUUCUCCCCCGGCUCGCGGGACGGCGCUUUUGACAUUCUGUCCCGAUCUGAGUCUCUCCUCCGGGUCUCCGACACCCCAGACUCGUUCUACGAGGACCCUGUGGUGGCCGAGGUCUCGCUUGAGAAAGUCGCGCGCGCUGGGAUGCGGCGGACAACGUGCUCGUCCUUAUCGCCCAUGACCGGAGCGUUGUUGCCAACCACACCGGUCCUUCUGGUGGACUGCCGUAUCACCCACAGAAACUAA
Messenger RNA from Mycena indigotica, 645 nucleotides. RefSeq names its product Metallo-beta-lactamase superfamily protein. The record is from RefSeq and is a predicted model, not a curated record. The transcript is spliced from 3 exons. Lineage: Eukaryota; Fungi; Basidiomycota; Agaricomycetes; Agaricales; Mycenaceae. Bases 1 to 645 code for a protein of 214 amino acids.